This is a messenger RNA of Syngnathus acus (greater pipefish), 2001 nucleotides long. RefSeq names its product aconitate decarboxylase 1 (gene acod1). The record is from RefSeq and is a predicted model, not a curated record. The transcript is spliced from 5 exons. Gene Ontology annotation, molecular function: lyase activity. Lineage: Eukaryota; Metazoa; Chordata; Actinopteri; Syngnathiformes; Syngnathidae. Bases 80 to 1525 code for a protein of 481 amino acids.
GGAAAUUUUGACAUUCCGCCACUGGGCAGGGUGACUGGCCUAAAUAAAAAGGAGCUUCCCUUUAGGACUUCAAUAGUCAAUGCAAACAUUGAGACAAGCAAUGCUGCGUAAGGGUGUUACGGAGAGCUUCGGAGCCGCCAUCCACGCCCUGGGCGCCAGCCACCUGACGGACGGCGUGAUAAGGCGCAGUAAACGGAUGAUGCUGGACACCCUGGGCGUGGGCCUGCUAGGAACCAGGACGGACGUCUUCGACAAAGCUCUCAAGUACAGCCAGUUGUUCCAGUCAGAGGAGAAGAGCAGCGUUUGGGGGAAAUCAGACAUAUCUGUAUCUCCUCACUUCGCCGCGUUUGCUAACGGCGUAGCUGUUCACUCCAUGGACUUUGACGACACAUGGUAUCCCGCCACUCAUCCCUCAGGGGCGGUGCUGGCCUCACUGCUCGCCUUGGCGGAGGUUACGCCCAUGACGCCUUCCGGCGUGGAACUGUUGCUGGCUUUCAACGUUGGCAUCGAGGUGCAGGGCAGACUCUUGAGGUUCUCCAGGGAGGCCUUUGACAUCCCGAAAAGAUUCCAUCCUCCCAGCGUGGUUGGCGUGAUGGGCAGCACAGCGGCCUGUGCCAAGCUUUUGGGUUUAUCCUCCCGGCAAUGCGCCAACGCUCUGGCCAUCGCGGCGUGCUCAGCCGGGGCGCCGCUGGCCAACGCCGCCACCCAAACCAAACCCCUGCACAUGGGCUACGCCGCCCAGAGGGGCCUGGAGGCCGCUCGGCUAGCCCAGGCAGGCCUGGAGGGCAACCCGGCCAUAUUGGACGUGGAGCACGGCUUCGGGGUUUACUAUGAAGACUACAACCCGUCUGCAAUGACGCUCCCUGGUGUCGGCGGAUCAGGUUGGGUCCUCGAGGAACAAGACGUGGCCUUCAAGCGCAUACCCGCUCAUUUGGGAAUGCACUGGGUGGUGGAUGCCGCUCUGACGGCUCGCGCUAAGAUCCCAAACUUGGACGUGAGUCAGAUAAAACGCAUCACACUGAAAGUUCCACCUUCCAAGUACAUCGACUGCGCUUUUCCCACCACGGAGCACCAGGCCAGGCAUUCGUUCCAGUUCAACGCCUGUUCCGCCAUCUUGGAUGCCGGCAUGUCGGUGGGAUCAUUCAGCAAAGCUCAAAGGGAGCGUCGGGAUCUUAAAGAGCUCCUGGGAAAAGUAGAGGUGCACGUUCCUGGGGAUAACCUGGCCAGCUUUGACAAGAUGUACAGCGAGGUUGUCAUAGAAACCAAUCAAGGGGAGAGCUUCUCGGCAAAGUGCGAUACAUUCUACGGACACUGGAGGAAGCCACUGAGGCAGGAGGACCUGGUGGACAAGUUCAUGGCCAAUGCUUCUUUCGUCUUGAGUUCAGAGGGAGCUGAAGGGGUGCUGGACACUAUAGGCAACAUAGAAACAGAGAAAGAAUGCACAGCAUUGCAUUCAUACUUGAAAUUGACGACUGAGCAACGUGAGCGCCGUUAUGGCUUAAGGACUUGGUCUCAAAGUGGAUGAGGAAAAAUAAGGCAAUGUUCUUACACUGCAUAUAUCGUUGCACGUGAAUGAAAAUCAAGUAUUGUAUUAACCCCUAAAACUUACUUUAAUACAUACUAGCUUUCUAAAGAUUUUUUUCAGAAUUAAACAAUGAAGUCAUGUUUGUAAAAAUGUACUGUAGUCAGUCUGACUUAAUGUAUUUUUAAAACUAAGUGUACAAGAUAAUUUAAAACUUUUAUAGUGCAAUAAAAAACAUGUAUUUCUACUUUUUUUAUGUAUUGAUAAAACAAAACUCAUACUCAGAAGCUGAUUCUUUUUUUUUUUACCAAGGGGAAAAAAAAAAUCUUUUUGUAGCUAUGGAUUUUUGCAUUUCUUUUGGUAUAAAACUGUCUUUUAAUGCACACAAAAAUGCAUAUUAUUAUUAUUAUUAUUGUCCAAUGAAAAACCUGCAUGUCAAAAGUUUGAUUCUGAUAAAUAAAAUUGGGAAAAGGCAAUGA